Lindgomyces ingoldianus is the source of this 633-nucleotide messenger RNA. RefSeq lists its product as uncharacterized. NCBI's taxonomy places the organism in Eukaryota, Fungi, Ascomycota, Dothideomycetes, Pleosporales, Lindgomycetaceae. The coding region runs from base 41 to 511 and encodes 156 amino acids. The transcript is spliced from 3 exons. The record is from RefSeq and is a predicted model, not a curated record.
AUCAACGACGUUCAUCCCUCUGACAUCUCCACUUCCCCCAAUGCAGUUGUGGAAAACGCUCUUAAGCUCAUUAACUACAAAACGCCGCUUCGCCCAAGUCCGAGACGUCCAAAUUGAAUUUGAGAGGCUUAAGGGAACCAGGGAACGGAACGUUCUCAAGCAGCCUUUGCAACUUCAUAGUACCCGCCCUUUGACGGGCUUUAUGCGGACGGGGUACUGUGAAGCGCCCAGUUCCGAUUUCGGAAACCAUUCAGUUGCAGCCAUCGUAACCGACCAGUUUCUUGACUUCAGCGCAUCGCGGGGCAAUGAUUUGCGGGCCACGGGUCUUACAAAUGGCUGCAAAUGGUGUCUCUGCGUCGGUCGAUGGAAAGAGGCUUUCAAUGCCAGAACAAGUGAUUCUGAUCUCAAAGUUCCGAAGGUAUAUCUGCAGCGGACCAACGAACGGGCUCUCGAAGGCGCAAAGUUGGAGGAAUUAAAGAUAUUUGCGCUGGAUGGAGAGAGUGACCAGUGAUGGGUCGUAAUUUAUCGUUAUAGGCGAGAAUCUUCUUCCAUCCAUAAAAUUGGAACUUCAUGAUGGCAAGCUACAUGCGGUAGGGUUCUUUGACGAGAAUAAUGUGAAUACGGAGCUAAAUG